GCAACGGCCAGCUUGGGUGCCUGUCUGUAUAGUUGGGGAACGACUUGAGCUAAUUGUCUAUGUUGUUAUCGUGAUCGAGGGCUUGAAACUCAAAUUCACUUCUCCGUCCGGGCAACUUGUUAUGUAGGUCGCGAUUAUACCGUUUCUACGCUCGUCCCACGAUAAGGUUGAACGAAGGAUGCCGAUCCAUCACUUGAUGAUAGGAACGUGGACUCCACCCGGAGCCAUAUUCACUGUAGCUUUUGACGAUGAGAAAUUGACAUUAGAGCUGGUGAAGAGAACCGAGAUCCCUCAUGACGAACCCAUCUCUUGGAUGACUUUCGAUCAUGCCAAGAAGAACAUAUACGGCGCGGCCAUGAAGAAAUGGUCCAGCUUUUCUGUCAAGAGUCCAGCCGAGAUCGUCCACGAGGCCUCGCAUUCAAUGAACCACGACCCUCAAGCAAGCCUGUCCACUACCAAUACUCGCGCCAUCUUUCUGCUCGCCGCAAAGCAGCCCCCAUACGCCGUUUACUGCAAUCCAUUCUAUUCACAUGCCGGCCAUGGUUCCGUAUUCUCCGUGUCGUCAAGCGGCGCUCUUGAUAAGGAUAUACAACAUUAUCCAUACCAACCCAAUACGGGUAUUCACGGUAUGGUAUUCGACCCAACGGAAACCUACCUGUACUCGGCCGACUUGAGAGCCAACAAGCUAUGGGUACAUAAGAAAGCAGCGUCGGGAGAGGUUGACCUUGUGGGAAGCGUUGAUGCGCCGAAUCCAAAAGACCACCCGCGGUGGGUGGCCUUGCAUCCGUCGGGAAAUUACCUAUAUGCUCUGAUGGAAGCUGGAAAUCGACUUUGUGAAUACGUUAUCGAUCCGGCAACGCACAUGCCCGUUUAUACGCACCAUUCGUAUCCUUUGAUCCCGCCGGGAAUACCUAAACACGAUACCAUGUACCGCAGCGAUGUUUGUGUCCUCACUAAGUCGGGCGACUAUCUAUUCGCGACGAGUCGAGCCAAUAGUUUCGACCUACAGGGCUACAUUGCGGCGUUUCGGUUGCGGGACUGCGGGUCAAUCGAGAGACAGAUUUGCUUAAAUCCUACACCUACGAGCGGCGGCCAUAGCAAUGCAGUGGCACCAUGCGAUUGGAGCGACGAGUGGUUAGCGAUUACAGACGAUCAAGAGGGAUGGAUUGAGAUCUAUAGGUGGAAAGAUGAAUUCCUAGGCCGUGUUGCAAGAUGUCGGAUUCCGGAGCCAGGUUUUGGAAUGAACGCCAUAUGGUAUGACUAGGUAGAUAUACGCGCUUAUAUACCUAAUGUAUAUAUGUCAUGUCAAAUGCCGUAUAUAAGGUACGUGUGUGGUUAGUCUAUAUCGUUCAUGAUGAUCAGGCGUAAAGAAGACGAUGUGGUUGAUUGAUAACUGAGAUAUUUUGUACUUUUGAUAGGUAUUGUACCUAGGUACCUUAUACCUAAUUUAGGUAGGUUCAAUGUUGCAGUUGAAGCAGCUACCUAAGCUAAGGUCAGUCAAGGGUAGCUGCAGCCCA
Molecule: messenger RNA, 1517 nt
Organism: Daldinia decipiens
Lineage: Eukaryota; Fungi; Ascomycota; Sordariomycetes; Xylariales; Hypoxylaceae
Product: 3-carboxy-cis,cis-mucoante lactonizing enzyme
Exons: 3
Coding region: 179-1264 (361 amino acids)
Molecular function (GO): protein binding; 6-phosphogluconolactonase activity
Source: RefSeq, a predicted model, not a curated record